AUGGCCGAAACAUUGGAGCCGACGUUGCAGAACAUCUUGGAUCAGAAGUCGCUCAAGUGGAUCUUUUGCGGUGGAAAGGGUGGUGUCGGAAAGACAACAACGUCAUGCUCGCUUGCCAUCCAGCUCGCGCAGAACAGAGAGUCCGUCCUCCUGAUCUCAACGGAUCCCGCACACAACCUGUCCGACGCGUUUGGCCAGAAGUUCUCGAAGGAUGCGACGAAGGUGAACGGCUUUGACAACCUGUUCGCGAUGGAGAUCGACCCGACCAGCGCGAUCCAAGAGAUGGUCGAGCAGUCGGACGACAACGGUAUGAUGGGCACCAUGAUGCAGGACCUAGCAUUCGCCAUCCCGGGUGUGGACGAAGCCAUGUCCUUCGCCGAAAUCAUGAAACACGUCAAAUCGAUGGAAUACUCCGUGAUCGUGUUCGAUACUGCGCCCACGGGGCACACGCUCCGCUUCCUAUCCUUCCCGACCGUGCUCGAGAAGGCGCUCGGCAAGCUCUCGACGUUAAGCGGGCGGAUCGGGCCCAUGAUCAACCAAAUGUCGUCGCUCAUGGGCGGCGGGAUGGGCUCCACCGAAGACAUGUUCGCCAAGCUCGAGAGCAUGCGGAGCGUCAUCACCGAGGUCAACACCCAGUUCAAGGACCCGGAAAAAACGACCUUCGUCUGCGUCUGCAUCUCCGAGUUCCUCUCCCUCUACGAAACCGAGCGGCUCGUGCAAGAGCUGACCGCGUACGAGAUCGACACGCACAACAUCGUCGUCAACCAGCUCCUCUUCCCCAAACCCGGCUCCAACUGCGAGCACUGCCAGGUCCGGCACAAGAUGCAGCAAAAGUACCUGAACGAGGCGCACGAGCUCUACGACGAGUUCUUCCACAUCGUCCAGCUCCCGCUCCUCACCGAGGAGGUCCGCGGACCGGCCAAGCUCAAGGAGUUCAGCCGGAUGCUCGUCGAGCCGUACAACCCGGGCGCAUGA
Messenger RNA from Punctularia strigosozonata HHB-11173 SS5, 975 nucleotides. Its product is annotated as arsenical pump-driving ATPase. The transcript is spliced from 7 exons. Gene Ontology annotation, molecular function: ATP hydrolysis activity; ATP binding. Gene Ontology annotation, cellular component: GET complex. The coding region runs from base 1 to 975 and encodes 324 amino acids. NCBI's taxonomy places the organism in Eukaryota, Fungi, Basidiomycota, Agaricomycetes, Corticiales, Punctulariaceae. The record is from RefSeq and is a predicted model, not a curated record. Gene Ontology annotation, biological process: post-translational protein targeting to endoplasmic reticulum membrane.